Messenger RNA from Condylura cristata (star-nosed mole), 3619 nucleotides. It is a transcript of the gene UBR7, whose product is annotated as ubiquitin protein ligase E3 component n-recognin 7 (putative). Gene Ontology annotation, molecular function: ubiquitin protein ligase activity; zinc ion binding. The transcript is spliced from 11 exons. Gene Ontology annotation, cellular component: cytoplasm. The record is from RefSeq and is a predicted model, not a curated record. Lineage: Eukaryota; Metazoa; Chordata; Mammalia; Eulipotyphla; Talpidae. The coding region runs from base 241 to 1518 and encodes 425 amino acids.
AGAGCGCGCCACAGGAAAAUGCCACCCGGAAGCGGAAAUCGCCUCGCGGCGCGGGUGGGUGCGAGCCGGAGAAGGAAGAGGAGUGACUUCCGUUUUGCGGAAGUCGCUCCUCCCCCUUCCUUUGCUCGCCUUCUCUAGGAUUGGUUGCUGGCGCCUGGCCCCGCCUCCUCCGGCCCCGCCCCUCGCGGCCGCUUUCCCGCGUCUGCUGAUGCAAAGCCGCGGUCUGGGUGACAGUUGAGGAUGGCAGGCGCCGACGGACCGGCCGGGCGGCCGUCGGAGCUGGAGCCCGUGGUGUCGUUGGUCGACGUGCUCGAGGAGGACGAGGAACUGGAGAACGAGGCAUGCGCCGUGCUUGGUGGCAGCGACUCGGAGAAGUGCUCCUACUCGCAGGGCUCAGUAAAGAGACAAGCACUAUAUGCCUGUAGUACCUGUACCCCAGAGGGAGAAGAACCAGCAGGAAUUUGCCUGGCUUGCAGUUACGAGUGUCAUGGAAGUCAUAAACUAUUUGAACUAUAUACAAAGAGGAAUUUUCGUUGUGAUUGUGGUAACAGCAAGUUUAAAAAUAUGGAAUGCAAAUUAUUUCCUGACAAGGCAAAGAUAAACCCUGGCAAUAAGUACAAUGACAACUUUUUUGGAUUAUACUGCACUUGCAAGCGACCUUAUCCUGAUCCCGAAGAUGAGAUUCCAGAUGAGAUGAUCCAAUGUAUAGUCUGUGAAGAUUGGUUUCAUGGAAGGCAUCUUGGUGCCAUUCCCCCUGAGAGUGGGGAUUUCCAGGAGAUGGUGUGUCAGGCUUGCAUGAAACGCUGCUCUUUCUUGUGGGCUUAUGCUGCACAAUGGGCAGUCACCAAAGUACCUGCAGAGGAUGAUGGGUUGGUGCUGAAUGUUGAUGGGACAGGUGAUCAGGAAGUUACCAAACCCGAAAAUGGAGCUCAUCAAGCUAGUACCCUCAAAGAGGAUGUUCUAGAACAUGGGAAAGAUGUUGUCAAGCAAGUUAAAGCAGAGCAGACUAACGAACCAUGUACCAGUUCUAGUUCGGAAUCUUACCUCCAGACAUCAUUUAAGAAUGAGCAUGUCAACACAGAAUCGCAAUCUAGCUGCAAACUUCAGGAGCUUAAAGCUAAACAAAUUGUAAGGAAAGACACUGCCACCUAUUGGCCCUACAACUGGCGCAGCAAGCUGUGUGUGUGCCAGGACUGUAUGAAAAUGUAUGGCGACCUGGACGUGCUGUUCCUGACAGAUGAGCAUGACACAGUUGUAGCUUAUGAAAACAAGGGCAAGGUAGACGAGGCCGCAGACAGGAGAGACCCUUUAAUGGAUACUCUCAACAGCAUGGACAGAGUCCAGCAAGUGGAACUGAUUUGCGAAUACAAUGAUUUGAAGACUGAACUUAAAGACUAUCUCAAGAGAUUUGCUGAUGAAGGCACGGUUGUUAAGAGAGAGGAUAUCCAACAGUUCUUCGAAGAAUUUCAGUCAAAAAAGAGAAGAAGAGUGGAUGGGAUGCAGUAUUACUGCAGCUAGAGCAGAGUCCGAGCCUUCUCCAGCCCGUGCAAGUGCCACUUGUUCCAGAAUAAAGGAGGCACAUUUCACAGUUGUCCCUUAUUUCCUCUUCUCUUCCAAGAGGCCUCCUCCUCCUCCAGCCUUGAACUUCCUUUUCUCCUUAACUACAGUCGCCACAAUGUUUGUGCUGAUUUCACGACCAGCAUUCCUCCUUGACUCAGCUAAAUGCAGCUCAUUGCACAGACUUCAGCCCCCAACCCCCAGGCUACCCAGGGUUACUCCCUCUAAGUUUUAAGACAUUGGAUUGGGUUUUGAGAGAGUAAACUAAUUUCUUUUCUAAUGAUUUGUUCUUUAACUCCCAAAUGUGUCUACUUUGCCACAGAGAUGUUGUCUUCCAGGCCCUGCUCUGUGGUGCCUCAAGAAGGUUCUCUUCCUGUCAGCUAGAACCUGUAUAGGUCCCCUCACCCUUAUGAUCGUGGUGCCUUGCGUCAAAGCUUCCUCAAGCCCGGUCUGCUUCUCCCACAUUCCUGCCUUCUGAGGUUUGGGCACAGCUCAAAAAGGCCCUCAGAGCUUAUUUCCUGUGGCCCGGCCUCCAGAGUUGGCCAGGGCUGGUGGUUUUCUGGUUUAGAUGUCUGUCGCAGGCAAGGAGAUUAGCUGAUGGCAGGGUUGAAGAAGCCAACCUUUGUUACAACCCUCACAAAUUUAAAGUGAGAUUUUCAGUCACAGUUCUGCUGGCACUAGAAUCUUAGAAUUUCAGUACUGUAGUACUCACAGGGCUUCCUGAAGAAAAUUGCCAGAACAAAACAUUAGUCCCUCUUCUGCUGCCUAGAAAAUAGACCGGGUACUACCCUGUGACAUCUUGGUGGUUUACAAAGUCCUCUGGAUUUCUUUAUCUUAUCAGGGAUAUUCUUAAGCAUAUAUUUAAAAUGGGCCUAUUUUGAUAUUGUUCUGUUAUAAAAUUGUUAUUAGAACUCAAUAAAUUAUUUCCCCCCCUUAACUAUGCUGAAGAAAGAAGUUCCUGACUUGGCUUAUUUGGGGUGAACAGGGCACAGGUGCCCUGAUUUGGAAGAGGCAGACUGUGGAAGAAAUUCCCAACAAGGCCCAACUGCACGAUUGACGAGCUUUAUGUACAUAAACCCCAGUAUCCACCACUGUUCCCUAAUGACUAUGAGUUGUCUUUUGAAGAACCUCAUGGAAUGUUGUAUAAAACCCCAUUUUCAAGGGACAUCCUUUCGGUGGGUGAGACACCUUGAAAGCCCCUCAGUCUGUGUGGAGCGCCCUUUAAUCAACACAGAGCCCUCAUCACUCUUUCUCUUUCAGAGCGAGUGCUUUCUUUACAGGCUAACUGAGGCAUGUGACUAAGCGUUUGAGGCUUUGGGACCACAGUGUUUAUUAACAUUCCGGAUGCGUCAUGUCCAGCACACCCGUGUACCAGAGCCCCCAACCCUGGAUGUGACGCUCUAGGCCUGCAGAGGUCAAGGCCUUCAAGAAGUGGUUCAACUCUUGUUUUUCUGCAUUAACUUAAUUACAGACCCUGGCGAAGAGUGCUGUGUGGAGCUGGAAGGCUUUGGCUGCAGGAAAGGCCUUGUUCUCCCAGCAGGCCUUGGAGAGGAAGGUAGAAAGCCCAGGCACCAUCAGGGCUGUUUACCUUCCCCUGCUGGGAAGUCUCAAAGCCAAGGUUCUCUAGCCCCUUCUGCAGGGUUGAGCAGGCCUCAGGAGAGAACUUAGGCCUGAAACUACCAGGAAGUUCCUUACUUCUUGUGGUAGGUCAGGACCCAGCCCCAGAGGGGAGGCAUUACUCUGCAGGCACUCAGCACCCUGUGCCGAAGGGCUUGUUUUAUGAAAGGCACUGUUCCUUCUUUCACGUUAACCAGGAAACCUCUUUUUUUAACCUAUUGUUCACAACACAUUUUCUUAUUGAUUGUGUUAGACCAUCUCUUCUUGUAGAGACUGAUUUUGGCCAAUGUGUGGCAGUCGAUAUUAAUGCAUGUUUUAUGCAAAACAAAACUAGUUGCUUUUAAGGAAUUCUGGCAUUGUAUGUGCAUUUUUUGUAGACUUGUUACUGGACUUAUGAUUACAUACUAUCUAAUCAGGUUUCUGUAAAAUUUAAAUAAAGCCAAUU